AUGCUGGAGAAUGAAUGUUAUUUGUUGCUCGCAACUCAGUGCACAGCAAUUGCUACUUAUCCGUGUACUAACGAUGUGAUUAGCCACAUUGAUCGGGUCGUUGCGGUUCCUGUUGAGAAAGAAGGAUCACCUGCUAAGCUGGAUGCUCCUUCUUCAAAACUGGAAAAAAUAAAAAAUUCGCAAAAAAAGGUGAUACAGUAUGUUACGGGUAAAGGAAACACGAUACGGUUAAUCGACGAGAUUUUACGCCUUUUCAAUGAUUCCGGCGAUUUUUACAUAUGCUUUAACCGGGAUAUCACGCUAAAUACACAAAAGAACUUCUCAACAAAACAGACGAACAAAUGCUUCUUUUGGAAUCGUGCAAUGCUUGCAGAUCUCUACGAUGACAACGGAUUCCCACUACCUGGUACCGAUGACUGGAUUGUACCAAUAUGCCAAGGAUUUGUUGUGGAGAAGAAAGUAUCGCUUGAAGCUGAGACCGAAUUAAAAAUCACAUUGAUUUCGCGGCGUUCCGUGAAUCGAGCCGGUGUGCGAUAUUUGAAACGCGGUGUCGAUGAGGAUGGGAAUGUAGCAAAUUUUGUUGAAACUGAAGUAGCACUUACUGUUUUUGGCCAUUGCUUAUCGUUCGUGCAGAUUCGAGGAUCAGUUCCAGUAUUCUGGAUGCAACAGGGUUAUCGUUAUCGUCCACCACUAGUUAUUAGCAAGACAUUUGCCGAAUCAUUACCUGCUUUUUCGAAUCAUAUCCAAAAAAUGACAGAAUGUUAUGGUGCCCCAUUAACGAUGGUGAAUUUAGUGGAACAGAGUGGAAGGGAAGCGCAGCUUGCCGUAAGCUUUUUACAACACAUUCUUCAUCUAAAUUCGGUGGAUGUCGCCUAUUUCACAUUCGAUUUUCAUUUUCGCUGCCGUGGACUUCGAUUUCAUAAGGUUGCCGAUUUAAUUUCAGCAUUAUCGGAGCAGAUUACAAUGACCGGAUUUUGUUGGGUUGACAAAUCGGGUGAAAUGGUGCGCGAACAGCAUGGUGUAAUUCGUACGAAUUGUGUGGAUUGCCUCGAUCGAACCAAUGUUGUGCAGGUAAUUUGUUAG
Messenger RNA from Gongylonema pulchrum, 1083 nucleotides. The record is from the annotation of a GenBank genome assembly. NCBI's taxonomy places the organism in Eukaryota, Metazoa, Nematoda, Chromadorea, Rhabditida, Gongylonematidae.